AUGUUGGAGGUAGUAAUGGAUCCCAAGACCAAGGUCCUUUCAUUGGACGAGUCGUCUACUGCGGACCUCAACGAGGUCGAACUGAAGGACGCCAAGCAUACUCUUGACUUGAUUAAUCUCUUGGUCAAGGACUUUACCCAGCUGAACAAGCCGUUUCCUCCGCCUGCGAACCAGGUCACCGCCAAGCACACCCAGGCUUCUCAGCAGCUGGUCAAAAACGGCGUCCAGGCUAUCCAGAAAAAGAAAACCGACGAGGCUAUAAAGCUUCUGCAGACCGCCCUUGAGAUUGUUCUUAGACGGCCCUACUGGGAGUCGGUCGCAGUUGCCCUCGAGGAGGCGAUCGCGUGCCUGGCUCCGCUGUGUGACGCCUAUACCCUGGCUCAAAUGUGGCCCGAGGCAUACAGCACUGCAACAAUGCUGACGCUUCUCAAGCCCAGCGACGCCUCACAUCUUUACCGCCGGGCUUACUCGCUUAUGGCCGUAGAGCGGUACGAGGACGCCCGUGAAAUUAUCGAGACUGGGUUAUCUAUGAAUGCUAACGAGCCUUUAUUUAAAGAAAUGCAGGAGUUUCUCAUCAAUCAAGCAUCUGCCAAGGAGCCUGAAAAAGAGAAGUAA
Messenger RNA from Wickerhamiella sorbophila, 615 nucleotides. RefSeq names its product Translocation protein sec72. Gene Ontology annotation, molecular function: protein binding. The coding region runs from base 1 to 615 and encodes 204 amino acids. The record is from RefSeq and is a predicted model, not a curated record. Lineage: Eukaryota; Fungi; Ascomycota; Dipodascomycetes; Dipodascales; Trichomonascaceae. The transcript has a single exon.